AUGAUUAGAAAAUUAUUUUUUUUAAAUAUAUUAUUAUUUACAAUAUUUUCUUUUAUAUAUUGUGAAAGUUUAAGACCAAAUAAUGUUGCUAUUAAUGAAAAAUUAAAACAUAUUGAGGUAGAUUCUUCAUGGUUAGAUAAAAAAGGAAAAAAAAUAGAAAAGGUUGUAUUAGAUGCCAAUGAUGCUGAAAGAGUUAUUUUAAAUUUACUAACUGAAAAUAAACAAUUAUCUGCCUCAGCACAUGGAAAUGUUGCUGCGGCUGAAACAUCAGAUGGUCAAAGAGCACAAGUACAAAAAUUAGGUGAUAAAGGUGGUAUUGCUACUGUUGAUGGUCAUAAAGGUCAAAUUAAAUUUAAAGAUGAUGAAGAAGGAAAACAUGCUUUAUUAAAAGCUGAUAAUAAAUAUGAUUUAGAUACUGUAGCUAUUGGUGAUAUGAAAACAGUUGAAGGAACAAGAUUUAAAGCUACAAAUGAUAGAUUUGAUUUUAAUAUUAAUCCUAAUACAAUGGAUAAAAAUGGUGGUGAUGGUAUUUUAGGGUUUAAUGAUAAAGAAAAAGAUAAAAAGGGUAAUUAUGCUUAUACUAUUAAACAAAAUGGUAAAAAAACUGAAGCAGAAAUAACUUCACAAAGUUUAGGAGAUAAAGAUGGUUUUUUAAACACUCUUUUUAAUAGACGUUCAGACAAAUAUAGAUGUGUUGCUGAGACACCAGGAAUAUCACAAUGUUAUGAUGAAAAAGGUCGAAGUGUUGGAAAAGUUGUUGCUGAUAAAAGUGGCAAUACUAUUGUAUAUAAUGAUAAAGAUGUUCCAAUUGGUACUGGUACUAUUAAAAAAAUUAAUGAUAGAUCAUAUGAAGCAGCAAUAUCAAAAAAUCUUUUUAUAGCACGUCUUAAAAAUGCUAGAAUUCAAAAAUGUUGUAAAGAAAUUAGUGGUAAAGAUUGUGUUGCACCAUUAAAGUUAUCUAAACCAAAAUUUUCACAUCCAAGUAGAACUGAUGAAAAUGGUACAAAACAUUUAACAUGGCCAGAUUGUUUUGAUAUGAGUGUUGAUGUUACAUUACCUAAAGGUGUUCAUAUUGAUAGAUUAGCUAUGAAAUUAGAUGUUAAUAUUCAACCAAUAGGUAAAUUAAGAUGUAUGGAUGUUGCAACAUGUGGUAGAGAAUGUUUUUAUUGUGAUUGGUGUAAAGAAUCAAGAAAAUUAAAAUUACUUGAAAAUACUGAUGGUAAUUUAUGUAGAGCAACUGAAGAAAGAACAUAUAGAUUGACUGUAAAAUUAUGUCCACCUCCAGAAGAUCCAAAUUUUACAACAUGUACUGCUUUUUCAAAAUCUGUAUGGCAAAAAGAUUAUUGGCAAAAAGAAGGUGCUGUAGAUGUAUGGAUGAAAUUUUAUGAAAGAGGUAGUAAUAGAGGAGAACUGGAGGAUGAAUUUUUUGCACAAAUUGAUAAUCCAAUUCUUGGUAAAGCAUUUAAAUUAGCUAUUAUUGCUGAAUGGUUAGCAGCAAACUCACUUGAUCAAGGUUCAUAUACACCAAGUAAUGCUGAAUUAUUAGAAUAUUGGGUUAGUAAAAGAAAUCCAGAUACAUUAUUAUCAUGUGAGCAUGCUGUUGUUGAUUAUGAAAUUGAAGGAGCAAAAGUUAAAAGUAAUCUUUUAUUUGAAGCAGCAACCACAGCAGGAAAUAUUCCUAAUAUUUUAAAAGACAAAAAAUGUAGUAAGUUUGAAGAAUUUCAAGAAAAUAGAUUUCAAGAAGAGGCUAAAAGUCAUAAACAACGAACAGGAGGUGGAUCCAUACUUUCUGGAUUGGGAAAUUUAUUUAAAAAUCGUGGUUAA
Molecule: messenger RNA, 1824 nt
Organism: Strongyloides ratti
Lineage: Eukaryota; Metazoa; Nematoda; Chromadorea; Rhabditida; Strongyloididae
Exons: 3
Coding region: 1-1824 (607 amino acids)
Source: RefSeq, a predicted model, not a curated record